UUUUCAACCACAUCCUGAUUUGCACCUAGAGACUUUCCACAGGAGGACUGUUUAUCGCAGCUGUAGUUAGCUGCAGACCCGAAACCUAACUUGACCCGAAAUGAUUUAAUCCGCAAAGUCAUUUUUGCUUUGGUCGACAAGGUCUCGACUGAUCACUUCAUCUCUCGUCGUCCUCUCAAGCGCUCAUCCGCUUGCGCGACAGCCACAGCACAGAACGAACAUUAGAAUAAGUGAAUGUUACGGUGCAGUGUGGGUGGUGACAAGCUGUUCACUGGACGAGAAGCGAGUAACAUCGCACAGAGAAACUCAAGCGCCGCGCCAGCAGCUAGACACUUCGUUUCGUUUACCCUGUACGGGGCCCAGAGGAGCACAGCUGCGCCGUCUUUACGCACAACCAGAAGAGCUUUCUGUGAGACGGCUGUGUGUCACCACCAUGUCCGCGGCAACAGCAUCAAUAGCAGAUGUAUCCAGGACUGAUACCGCAAACAAAAAUGAACGGAAUAAGUCAGGUAAUUCCAAAGCUCAGUGCACACCCAUGCCUCAGCCAACAUUGGGCAACCACCAGAUCAUCCAGGGAAAUGGCACUAAUGUGGGCACUGUCAUAUCACUACAGUGCCCGGGGAAGCACAAACUGGUAGGCAGUGAUAUGAGGUGUGUCAUGGGCCCCAACAGCACCUACUGGACAGGACAGUCCUAUUGUCAAGCUCUGUAUCCCAAUGAUUUUGGUUACCGCGUGGCUGUGGUGGCAUCCUUUGUGAGUUCAGGCAUAAUCCUCUUCAUGUCUGUGGCCUUCAUCACCUGCUGUUUGCUUGACUGCAUCAAGGAGGAAGAAAGGAAAAAGGAGGAGAAUGACUCAGAUCCAUGGCAAUGGGAGGAGCCAACCCAGAACGAGGAGAACAACAUGUCUCGUUAUAGUCAUAAGGGCCGCAACAACAACAACAACAACACCCAGGAGAAUCUGCUUUCUCCAUGGGACACCGCUAGCCCUGCCCUGUGUGACAGCAUACGAUCUUGCAGAUGUCACCAGCAUUAUGCCUAUGGUCCUGCCUGCACAAACUAUGGCCCCACACCUCCCCCUGCUGCUCUUCCUGGACACGACUAUAACCAGCCUCUCUUACCCCAAAUGCCAGAACCUGACCCACCUCAGUAUCCCGGCUCUCCCCUGUCCUCCUGUCAAAGUACAAGCCCGGGCCUGGUCCAGAUCUCAGCAGGGGGGUCUGGUUUGGUGUGGCAGUAUGAAGGACAACAGAGCAGUUUAUCAGGAGCAAACCCAUUAACCGCAGAUGAGGCCCCUGGGAGGAAUAUAAACUCGAACAGGAAUAUAUACCCCAAAGAACUUUCCAUAAGGAUUAUAUCAGUGUGAGGACAGCGCACAAAAAUCAUCAAUCAAGACUUUGUUUAAUAUCUAAAUCUGUACAACAGUGUCAGCUGUAUAGACAAGGACUGGGGGAUGUAAUAACUGUAUCAGUAUGUUUUGGUGUAUCAGCAGUGGCAAAAUGGACAGACUAAUGUGCCUUUUUAUGCAAACUGUAAUGGCACACUGCCCCCUGUCUGUAAAGAGGAGCCAGUGUAUUUUCAGGACACCAGCCUUGGAGAGAGCUGUUCUUCGGAUGUCAAGAGGUUUGAGCUUAAAAGGAAGUUCUGCUGCUUGAGGUUAACACUUAAGGGAUCUAUUGCGAUAUAAUUAACUUUGCUGGCAGCUGAGGAGAGUGUGGGAAUCUGGGAAAAGUUCACUCUUGACACGAGAAGAGAUGUUGUAAAACACUGACGUAUGUGUAAAUAAUAAUUUUGAGAAAUGUAAAUAAAUGACAAACGUAUAAUAACAA
Messenger RNA from Oreochromis niloticus (Nile tilapia), 1826 nucleotides. RefSeq names its product sushi domain containing 3 (gene susd3). The transcript is spliced from 5 exons. Bases 434 to 1363 code for a protein of 309 amino acids. Gene Ontology annotation, cellular component: plasma membrane. The record is from RefSeq and is a predicted model, not a curated record. Lineage: Eukaryota; Metazoa; Chordata; Actinopteri; Cichliformes; Cichlidae.